This is a messenger RNA of Hemicordylus capensis (graceful crag lizard), 1611 nucleotides long. Its product is annotated as transmembrane protein 238-like. The transcript has 3 exons. Bases 1 to 675 code for a protein of 224 amino acids. NCBI's taxonomy places the organism in Eukaryota, Metazoa, Chordata, Lepidosauria, Squamata, Cordylidae. The record is from RefSeq and is a predicted model, not a curated record.
AUGCGUGUUUCCCUCAGCCCCUCAGGUGAGUGGGGCGUGUCAGGUACACACAAGUGCUUCAGGUACGAGGCGCGUGUCUUACGGGGCGGGGGGGGGGAGAGGCUUCCGCCCAGCCGCGCCGCGAGGGAGGAGCGCGGCCGUCUCAGGUGCGAGCUGCGGGCGUGUCGCCUCGCAGCAGCGGCUCAGGUGUGUCGCGGGCGUGUCCCUUCCUCCUGCGGGCGCAGGUGGUGCCAGGCGGCGGCCCCCGAGCAGCCUGCCUCCCUGCCUGCCUGCCGCAUGGCACUACCGCUGGGCCGGUGCGCGGGCUCCUUCUGGCUGGCGCUGGCCUUCGACGGGGCGGGCUUGGCGCUGCUGCUGUGCGGCGUCUUCGCCGACCUCUUCUUCGCCGACAUGCUCCUCUACGGCGGCGGGCUGAUCCUCUUCCUCAGCCUCGUCUGGUGGGUCUUCUGGUACGUGGGCAACCUGGAGGUGCCGCUGGACCAGCUGCUGCAGCAGGACGACGCCGGCCAGCCCCCGAAGACGCCGGCGGGGCUGGUGCGCUCACUCAGCCAGCGCCUUUCGGCGGCCUUCGGCUCCGUCUCCCGCGCCGCUUCUGCUUCUGCCCGCCGCCGCCCCGCAGGUGUUUCCUCGACGACGGGCUCCAACGCCAACAUCAUGGAGAUGCAGCCCGUCUGAGGGCAGGGAGGCUGCUGCUGCUGCUGCACCCCAGGAGGAGGGAGGAUUUAUUGAAAAAUGUUACUCGUUGUUACUGCCACAUGUUGGAAAAGGAAUGUGAGCAUCAUCUUGGUCAUCAGAUUAUGGGGGAAAUUAUAAAAAUGGCUUGUUUCCUUCACGGCAAAAUCUCAACAGCCUUCCCAGAAUCUGCACAAUGUACUGGAACCACACUUUUGCCAAAUAUGCUUCAGUUGUACACAGUUGUGUUGCCUGUAUCUCAAGCAAUGUCAGAGGAUUUAUGUUCAGUUAUUUACAUUUAAAAUAGUUUAUGGGCAACUGGAUCUACAUCUUUACUCAAAAAAAAAGAUUUUGGGGGCGGGGGGACGGACCUUAGCACUUAUACGCUUGAGCCUUUAUCCUGCAAACAGCUGCUUAUGAAAGUGAUUAAAACUUAGAGUUUAGAAGUACAGUAUUCACAGGACUAAGACCUUGGACAGGAAACUUUAGCACCUUGAAACCAAAGACUGGAAAUUCUUAAAAGUGCCAUGAGCACAUCUUAUUAAUAAGAUCACUCUGUGAAGAAGUUUUGCAAAUGAUUGUUGACAUUAAUUACAGUCACUUUGUGCAUUUUUUAUGUUAUACUUGAUAUCCAGUCUCAAUGUCAAUACUCAGAUUUUUUUUUUUUAAGCUUUAAAAAAUUUAAUUUAAUGCUGCAAUUUUAAAAGGAUGACAUAUCCUAACUUGUUUUCUCAGGAAAAUUGAAUAAAUGCACUAGAUUUUUACUACUAUGUGAAAUAUGUGAAAAUGAUUGAUUACAGUAAUUUAUAAAAAUGUAAGUUAUGUUUCUGAAAAUGUGGAGUUGUGAAAACAAUGGAAAGGCUCGUACCUACCUCACUCAAUAAACAUUGACACUGUGAUUCAUCCCUGCCACUGGCAAAUGGAUCAUUAGUAAGAUUG